ACAUUUAUCCUAAGUGAUAAAAAAAACUGAUCUAAAAGCUUCCCUAAGUCUACACGAAAUUUGCCUAAAUAUUUUUAUCACUUAGGAUAGAGGUCCCAAGUUUUCUUGCUCCCUCACGGGUGGCAACCCGCUAGCGGACGGAGCUCUCUGCUCAGGUUCUGGCUGGGGUGGGCUGCUGACAGCCCCAGGGCCCCCAGGUCUGCCCCGUCAGUCGUCAGUGGAGGGUCCCGUAGCUAAGUUAGUAGGUAGGUGUCGCAAGCUAAUUAACAAGGACCUCCUCCUCGUCCCGUCCGUCUUCGUCGCCUACUUUCUCUUCUUACAUAACUCUCGUUAUCCCAGAGGCUUCAUCCUCUCAGACUUGCUGUAACACUCUUUGGGUCUGAGACCGAAUUGUCGCGCGGGUACGGAUCAUCUCGUCUUAUCAGCAAAGACAGACUCGAUCUUGUCUUCGUUUCCCCUCCAGCUUACCAUCUCCAAAACCCAAACGGGUCGCUUUCUACCCCGCCAAAACUGCCGCCAUGAGUUUCGCCGGCAUGUUGAACAGGCUUCAUGGCCAACCCGAGAGCUACGAUAAGAAGUGCGCCCGAAAUCCCCUGACCUCGAUCACAAAUCCGAUGAUUCCUAACAAAUGCUUUCUACUGUAGAGCUAAGUACAGGUUUGGUCGAACACUCGGAGCUGGAACAUAUGGAGUCGUCAGGGAGGCUGAUGGCCCAACUGGCAAGGUUGCCGUCAAGAUAAUCCUCAAACGAAAUGUGAAGGGAAACGAACAGAUGGUCUAUGACGAGCUCGAGAUGCUCCAGAAACUCAAGCAUCCUCACAUUGUCAAGUUUGUUGACUGGUUCGAGUCGAGAGUAAGCUCAUCCAACCCCAAAUCUCCAUCCCGAUCCCCGCUCAGGUCAAGUUCUUGGAAUCCUGGCCCAGUUCACUGCCCCUCCUCUCGGUUUCCCACAUGUCAUGUUGCUCACCUUUUCCGCGUCUUCAGGACAAGUUUUAUAUCGUGACACAGCUUGCUACCGGCGGUGAGCUCUUCGAUCGCAUUUGCGAGCAGGGCAAGUUCACUGAGAAGGAUGCCGCUGAGACUAUUAAGCAAAUUCUACUUGCUGUCGAUUUCCUUCACAAGAACAACAUUGUUCACAGAGGUACAGUGCUUCAAACAGCACAUCCCUGGACACCAACUAACCCAAUUUUCAGAUCUCAAGCCCGAGAACCUCCUUUACCUCAGCAAAGAUCCCGAUUCUGACCUUGUCUUGGCCGACUUCGGUAUUGCCAAGAUGCUCGACGGAAAGGGCGAGUCUCUCAAGACCAUGGCUGGCUCUUUCGGUUAUGCUGCCCCCGAGGUGAUGCGCAAGGAAGGUCAUGGAAAGCCUGUGGAUAUGUGGUCCAUGGGUGUCAUCACUUACACUUUGCUCUGUGGUUACUCGCCUUUCCGCAGUGAGAACCUCCAGGACCUUAUCCGGGAGUGCACUGAGAACUCGGUUGUCUUCCACGAGCGAUACUGGAAGGACGUCAGCAACGAUGCAAAAGACUUCAUCUUGCAUCUGAUCAACCCAGAUGCUGAUCAGCGUUGGACCAGCGAGGAAGCUUUGGGUCAUAUCUGGCUCACCGGAAAGAACGCUACCGACUACAACUUGUUGCCCGAGAUCAAGUCUUUCCGCGCCAGAAGCCGAUUCAGGCGCAUCAUCGAGAAGAUCAAGCUCCAAGCACGUAUCGAGAAGCUCAAGGCUAUGGAGGAGGACCCGGAGAACUCGGAUCUUUCAGCUAUCUUCUCCGAGGUCGCCAGAGCAAAGCUCGCCGACGACAAGGAGGAGAAAGAAGUUCUCCGUGUCACUCAAGAGGUCGAAAAGGAUGCCAAGCGUCGAAGUUUCCAGGCUUAAUAAAUAUAUCGAGGAUUCCAAUCAAUUGCAGACAUGUUCACAUAUAUUGGACAGCACCACGGUGGGCGACCUUAGUAUAAUGCCGAGAUGAAUGGCAACCUGAGUCCUCGCAAGAUGCACGAAAGAAGGGCAAUAGCACGGAUGGGAAAGACGAGUCAGAAUUGGUCGCAAAGGGUGAUGCGACUCCUUGGGUUGAAAGCGUUGUUUUUUGGUUUCGGAAAUAUUCUUUGGGUCUAAAAAAAUGGGAAUUGAAUGCCUCCGUUAACCCAAGCGAAUUCCAUGUUUUUCACUCAGAUCAUAGUGCAGAGUAGAUAAAUGCUCUAUAUUCGGUAGCCUCCCAGUUGACCAACAAUCUUGUGUGGUCUUCCCCUGACUUCUCUGUCCUAACAAGCUAAAGAUCCAGUCUUUGGUGUGCUAAUACAAGUGACCAUCAUUAUUCUAUCCCGAACCACGCGCCAAGCGUAUCCUUGGAACCUGUUGCAUGAUCUCUCCUCGUGAUAUCAUUUACAUCUCAUAAGCAUACAUACAUGAUGAAAGGAGCAUCCGUCCACUUUCAUUCUCAUAAACAUUGGGUCGACAAAGUAUAACCGAUUGGCGACUGCAAUGAGUAUAGUUUAGUCGUUCAUGUCUGCCGAAGCACUCUCGCGAAGUUCGGCAUACCGACGCGCGUCGAAUCGCUUGCGUUCCCAGCCUUUUGCACGGAGUCGCUCUAUCCGUGCCUGUAGCUCCGGUGAACGCGUCUUGUCAGCGUUCGGCGUAGCGGACACAGAAGUGACCAUGUUCACAGUGGUAGGCGACGGGGGUGUGUCUUCAUACGGGGGGGUAGUGUGCUGUUGGCCGAGCUCUGUCUCGAUGAAGUUGAGGUGUCGAAAGACUUGGCGCUGCAGGCUCGUGAGGAGGGCACUGUAGCGGUGAACAGAGCGAGCAUGGCGGAAGGGAUCAAGCUCUGCGUCUGUAGAAGGGGAGACCUCGUUUUGUGCUGAGCGCGGAGUGAGGAUUGACCGAGGCGCCUGAGUCAAUGACCGCAGAGGUACUAGCACAGCAGAAGAAUCUCCCGCAGAAAGCUCUGGGGAUAUUGAACGAGCAGGUCCUAAAAAGCUGCCUAGGCCAAGCGUUGGUGAGUCCGGACGUUCGAGAAGCUCCACGGGCACAUCGCUGAAAGUCACUCGCUUCUUCUUACGCUUGGAAGUGGGCACGCUUUGAAUCGAUGAGAUAGAUGAUGCCGGAGAUAUACCGUGAGACGAAGUCCAUGUUGACGAUACGUGGGAGCUCACAGAGCUAUCGGCAGAGUGGAGGCUUGGCAGUGUUGUAGUAGUGCCAGACGGUCUUCUCAGUAAUGCUGGACCAACUGUUGAGUCUGCAGCAUUGAUGAGUGUUGAGGCACGUUGAUAAUGGUCACGAGCCUGGUUGAGGAGUGUGGUUCGUGCUGGGGCGGCCUGAUGAAGUGCACGAGCAAGCAUCUCUUGUGAGUUGGCUGCGUAAAAGUGAAGAUAUAUGAGAUAUGCUGGCUCAACG
Messenger RNA from Fusarium odoratissimum NRRL 54006, 3390 nucleotides. RefSeq names its product CAMK/CAMK1/CAMK1-CMK protein kinase. Gene Ontology annotation, molecular function: ATP binding; calcium/calmodulin-dependent protein kinase activity. The record is from RefSeq and is a predicted model, not a curated record. NCBI's taxonomy places the organism in Eukaryota, Fungi, Ascomycota, Sordariomycetes, Hypocreales, Nectriaceae. Gene Ontology annotation, biological process: protein phosphorylation; cellular response to oxidative stress. The transcript has 3 exons. Bases 1069 to 1875 code for a protein of 268 amino acids.